GUAAGAGUCUCCCCUCGGACCGCUCACCUGCUUUUAACGCACAUGCGCGCGCGGCGUCGUCCCGGUCUGCGUGUCUUCUGGACUCCCCUCGUCGGUGUCGUCGGCCCAUCGCCAUGCUGCGCGCGCUGCUGUGCGCGUGUCUCCUCGCGGCGCAUCUGUGCGCGGCGGGCACGAGCCGGACCCUCAAUCUGCGACCGGUAAUCGUGAAUCUCACAAAGUGUUCGAUGGUCAUAACUCGAUGCAACAGGAAAUGCCUCGAGGGGACUUCCCAAAAUUUGGCACCGACGUCCAUCUGGAUGAGAAUCAAUCUCACAGAAACGGACUACAGGAACAUCUUCUUCUCCAUCAACGGGCUGCUGCUGCCGGGAGGAAACGUCGACCUGGAAACGUCGCAGUUCAGCCGAGCUUCCAGGAUCUUCUACGACCUGGCUCUGAGGGCCAACAAAGCCGGGGACUUCUUCCCGAUCUGGGGAACCUGUCAGGGCCUCCAGCAGCUGUCUGUCCUCACGGCCGACCAGAACCUGCUGACCGACACCGACACCGAGGCUGUGGCUCUGCCUCUCAACCUGACCCCAGCGGCCGAGUCCAGCCGUCUCUUCAGAAAUUUCCCCAAAGACCUGAUGCAGAAUCUGGCCGAGGAAAACAUCACCUCCAACUUCCACAGAUGGAGUCUGUCUGUGCAGAACUUCAGCCAGAGUGCGUUGCUGAAGAGGUUCUACAAGGUCCUGUCCACCAACAGUGACGGGGAGAAAGAGUUCAUCUCCACCAUGGAAGCCCACCGCUACCCGUUCUAUGCAGUGCAGUGGCAUCCAGAGAAAAGCUCCUUCGAGUGGACCGAUAAGCCGGGCAUGGUUCACUCCACGGCCGCCGUGAGAGCCAGCUUCUACACCGGCGGCUUCUUCGUCUCUGAAGCCAUGAAGAGCCACCACCGUUUCUCCCGCCCCCGGCAGGAGGAGGAAGCCCUGAUCUAUAACUUCGCCCCCGUCUACAUCCGGGGUCGCGCCGCCUUCGUGCAGAUAUACUACUUCGACUGACGGCGUCUUUAAGAGUUUAACACAAACGGCACGUCAACAACUAUCAGCUGAUGUCACAGUCAUAACAAAUACAUCGACGGGGAGGAAAUAGAGUGACAAAGAACACGAGCCAAUAGGAAAACAAGUAGAACGCCAUAUGCCGAUGAUACGCUCUCUCCAAACCGCCUCCGAGUGCCGUGGCUGGUUAGAACUCAAACAGUGGCAGAAGGAACACUGAGGGACUAUAUUCUACCUCCAGUUAUUUAGGUCAAAUAUUUAAAUGCAUUUAAACUAAACAUAUAAAUAGUGAUGAACAUUCGGUGGACAAAAAUACAGUAAAAUGUCCAUUAUCUAAUUCUCAGGGCCUCAUUUUCAUCCUGUUACAUGUUUAAAAUACAAAUAAAAAACUCUUUUUUAAAUGUUCUAUUGGGUUCAUCCGCUGCUGUUUGACUAUUAAUUAGUUAAUUAACAAAGAAGUUAAUGUAUGUUUUCUGGACUUUAAUCGUAAAACGUAGAAAGAGAAUAGAUAGAAUAUACACUUUUAUUAAUCCCCAAGGGGAAAUUAGUUCUCUGCAUUUAACCCAUCCUUAGUUAUUAAGGAGCAGUGGGCUGUGGUGAAGCGCCCGGGGGUUCAGUGCCUUGCUCAAGGACACUUCGACUUGCAACUAAUGGGGAGAGCGGGGAUCGAACCCACAACCCUGCGGUUGCAGGACGGCCCUCUUACCCCACUGAGCUAAAGCCACCCCAGUGAGGAGGAACUUUCUGUUGCACCUCAUAUGCACCUCUAGGAGGAUCAUUUAAAGUCGGCGUGCAUCAAUACCAACUCAGUCUGCAGACGUCACUUUGAAUUUAUCUGUUUUCAACUGUUUCUAAAUUCAAAACAUGUUUUCGAUUUGAUUUCGGAGAUUUAUGAACUUGAAAAAGUCCUAUUCUUAUUAAACUGAUAUCAAUAAACCUGC
Pseudoliparis swirei is the source of this 1972-nucleotide messenger RNA. Its product is annotated as zgc:171566. Gene Ontology annotation, cellular component: vacuole. The transcript is spliced from 9 exons. The coding region runs from base 114 to 1034 and encodes 306 amino acids. Gene Ontology annotation, biological process: tetrahydrofolylpolyglutamate metabolic process. Gene Ontology annotation, molecular function: gamma-glutamyl-peptidase activity. Lineage: Eukaryota; Metazoa; Chordata; Actinopteri; Perciformes; Liparidae. The record is from RefSeq and is a predicted model, not a curated record.